Messenger RNA from Bursaphelenchus xylophilus (pine wood nematode), 7784 nucleotides. Lineage: Eukaryota; Metazoa; Nematoda; Chromadorea; Rhabditida; Aphelenchoididae. The record is from the annotation of a GenBank genome assembly.
AUGGCUACAGUCGAUCCGGACGUUCUAACACUUCAUAGAUGUCCAAUAUGCCGAAGAAAUUUAGUUGAGUUGUCGUUGGACUUGAGGCAGGAUCAUUUUAACCGUUGCAAAGACCCGAUAAAGGUUUUCAAGAAGCUGGAUACCAAAUUGAGCAAGGUCGACGUGAACUUUACCUGUCCAGUAUGCGCAGUGGAACUUAUUGUGGGCUCGGUAAGCUUUUUUUGUCGUUUUUGUUGGUUUAGGUAUCAAGCAUAAUCUAAUCUCUGCUGGGCUUUACUUUUUAUAGUGGUGGUCGCUAUAAAAAGUAAUUUAUUUGUGUUGAGGUGCUCUCUGUCACAUAAGAAGAAAAUGUAGCAGAAUAAAUCUGCUUUUAUGCAUCCAUUUUCUCUAUUGACAUCCAACUUUUAGGAAAGAUCGCGACAUGUUCGAGAUUGUGCCCAAAGAACCAACAUAGAGCUCUACAAAAUGAUGGAGAAGGUAGAUUACGAAGUUAAACAAGCCAGAGCGAGAGAAAGGCUUCGUGAACGACAGUGUGUGUAAGUAUUUUCUAUCAUCCAUCUUAUACAGGGUGUUUCAAGAAAUUCCCCGGAAAGCAAUCGUCGAUUUCUCGGCGCUCAGCCACGAUAUCCAAAAAAUUUUUUUUGCAGUAGAAAGAAGGUUAUGGGCGGUUUUUUGCCUAAAAAGAUUUUUUUCUACGCCGACGCGGAAUGUAGUGUAUUCGGCGAAGACUUUUGACCGCUUUUUUGGUCAUCACAUACAUCUUAAACGCUUUUUUGUGGUUUCUGAUGGCUGAAAUGCGGAUAAUUUACUGAUUUUUGUGCUUAUCAAGCGUUCGGCAAAGGUAUGGCAGCCGCUCGCCAUAUCUUAACUCAGAUACGGACCAGAAAUGGUCCAACACAAUUUUUAUUGUCUGGCAACUAGUUUCUGCGGGUAUCGUAUACCCUCCAAAAUUUUGUGGUCAAGCCUUGGCAGAUGUCUAGCCAUCACGGAACCACUUGGUGCACCAGAAAACAACAAAAAAAAAUUUGCUUAAAUUUCUCUUUGCCCUGCUGUUUCAAACAUUCGCGCAGUGGGCUCGACUUUAUCGAUAUUGCAGCGACUGUAUUGCACUGUGCAGUCGCUAAAUGGGAUCGCAUAGCGUUAUACCCUGCCUCCUGAUCCAUUGUGCAAAAAAUCUGAAGACUUUCCGGAUGCUGCAGUGUCACAGUAAAGCGUUUUAGAUAAGUGUGAUGGUCAAAAAAGCGGUCAAAAGUCUUCGCCGAAUACACUGCAUUCCGCGUCGGCGAAGAAAAAAAUCUUUUUAGGCAAAAAACCGCCCAUAACCUUCUUUCUACUGCAAAAAAAAUUUUUUGGAUAUCAUGGCUGAGCGCCGAGAAAUUGACGAUUGCUUUCCGGGGAAUUUCUUGAAACACCCUGUACUUUAGGCGUCCAACGAAUUUUGCCGUUCCUGCGAAACGCCCACGUCCCAGCGUGGAAAUUGCCGAUCAAACAGAUAGUAUCGACCUUUGUGAUGCUAGUUCUAGUCACGCUGAGAUGAAAAGGUGAGGGAAAUUGCUUUGUUUUGGAUGAUGUUGUACUAGACUGCUUUGUUUAUGAAAAAUAAUAAAAAAUCUUUAAUUUCAGUGAAGCUAUAAGCAAUAUAACUGCAAAAUCAAGAACCUCAAAGACGAUACGUCGCCCAGAACCUGUGCAGAGGGUUUGUCAAUGUCUGGUUUUGGAGAAAAUUCAAAAAAGAUUUGUCGAAAAAUUCGAAACCAUUCAAAUCCCAGAAAAGUCUCCGAAAACAAAUGAUCCUGCAGUCGAAUCCAUGGCACAAAAGGUAUUUAGAUUCCUUAUAAUGUAUUCUUACUUUAGUUGAAUCGUUUAGAAGCCUUGGCCAACUCAUUUCGACGGGCUUUUCUCUCGGGCGACGUGCAAAUUAUCACAAAAAAUGGAAAUAUUCGAGCGCAUUCCUUCAUUUUGACCUACAGAAGCCAUUUGAAACUGGAAGAUGGAAGUGUGCAGAUGAAUGCAAGAUUGUCGGAUGUCGAGGUCUGGCUGAGGUAUCUUUAUUCCGCUCAAAUCGACUGGUCGAAGAGUCAAAUUAAGGCUUUGAUGGAAAUUGCUGCCGAAUAUGGCCCUCCGGAACUUUUGCAUCUCCUCCAAAAUGGCCGUUAUAACUCGGAUAACUUGGAUAACAAUUGUAGAACGAAAGUUGAUCAAGGAAUUCAAUGCGGGACCAGUUAUAUUAUCCAUGAGAAGGUUGAUGAAGCAGUCCAAUGUGAUGGAUAUAUUGCAAAUUCGGACGUCUACGAUGACUAUUCAGAUGGCCGAGAGUUCAGCGAGAUCUUCAACAAUGCGAUUACGGAGGAAGAAGACGUGAUGAACUUGACUUUUCACGAAAAAAGUUUAUUUUUUGAAGCCGAAGAGGCCUCCAUGGACUCGACCGAAGAGCCCUAUAAAACCCGAUAUUGUUGUCCAGAAGACAGAGAUGCUAAUAGUAUGGAAAAUGGCCAAGAAAUUAGCGAUCCACACGUCUAUGCGGUCGAAAAUUCGGUAGAUGAUUAUAUUGUUCAUGUUGAGGAGGAAAAAAAUGAAAGAAAUGGUCAUAAAUCGAAGCGGAAAAGUGAUUGCGGAGAAUUUAAUAGCUCAGCAGAGCAAGAGGCUCUUCUGGAUGGAGUGGAUCGGCAGAAUUUGGGUUACUGUAACAAGGAAAAUAUCGAAAAUCCAGGAAAUCCUCGGGAAAUUGGACCAAAAUCGCCGGAAUCUGUGGUUUUCGUCGAGGAAAGAAGCCAUGACCUUGAAUUUGAUGUCAAACAAGAGCCAGUGGAUUACUGUAACAAUGAGGAGGUUGUAGAGCAAGGAAAUGCAGGGGAAUGUCCAGAAGAUGACUUGUUUUAUGAGGAAAUUCCUAUGGAAGAUAUCAAUUAUGAAGAGUUUAAUAUGCAAAAUCAUGUGGGGAAUGACAAUUUUGAAGUCAUCCAGGUAGAUAUUUGCUUUUGAUUGGAGUUUUGAUUGAUUUUUAGGCAAUUUUUGGUGUUUUGGGAUAUUAUACUAGACAAAACUGAUAUUUUUAGCUGGAUUCGACAAAAAUUUCAUCGAAAAGGAGGCCAGUAGGUCAUGAAGAAGCUGGAAGCAGCCGAAGGACCUCAAAUGACCCAGUGAACACCCCAAAAACUCGAAGAUCGACUAUAUCUACUAUGAAUCGACUUGAUUUUGAAGAGAACUUGGCGUAUGAUGUCGUGCAAAAAGAAAUUUCGCCAAGCACAAUGAGAACGAAGACGAUAGAACGCUAUCAAGUCAAAAAAUCGCAAGGAACCUCGAAGAAUGACGAUGAAAAUGAUUGUUUUAUCCAAGAGCAGGUCAUGGAUAAUAUAACAGAUCGGAGAACAGAGGCUGUAGAUAAGGGAAGGCAUGGAGAAUUGAGCGAGAACAGCUUCAAGACCCCAGAAACACGGCGAACGGCGGAAAUGGACGUGGAUUUGUUGUUGUCCAUGAAGAUUUUGAAGAAGAACAAUAUCACUCCAAUGCCGAAUUAUAAAGCCAUGUCGGAGAGUGAAUUGAAUGUAAGAAGGGGUAAUAAGGCAUGGGGUUUGAGAAUAUCAGGGUUAAAAGAGGCAUAGGGUUGAUUAUAUGGGAUUUUUAGACGACUUUUGUAGAUUUGGGAUCUAAAAUAAGGUAAAUUUUGUCAAAAUUUGUGAUUUUUUACGGCUUGAUGGAAAAAUCUAGUUGAUUUUAGAUUCCAUGAAGUGUUUGUGAUCUAUAACUUUGAUUUGUAAAGAAAAUUGCUGCAGUAGACUAUCAAUUUUGCCUUUUGGAUAUUGAGUUAGGCUAUGAUAAAGUUUGGAUCAGAAAUUUUGAUUGAUCGUGGAAUUCCGGGUGAAUUUGGUGCUAACAACACCAGUAGGGUCUAAUCUUUUUGUUUUUGAAAAUAACUGCGGUUUUAUGAGAAAAUCGGAUUAGAAGGAUGUUGCACUUGACAUUAGUAAUGAUUUGUACCAUACAGAAUGGGUGAUGUUAUUUAUGUGUGUGAAUUUGUGCUAAAAGGGAUGUUUGUGAUCUAAAUUUAUUGUUGAGAAAGAGUCGUUUUUUAUGAGCCCAAAAUUUUGUCAGUUGUAUGUUAUUUUAGACAUUUAUAUCCAAAAAUUUUAUGGAACUGGGACGAUCGGGGAAAAAGACGAUUGGGGAAACCGAAAAGUAUUAUUUUUCUUCGAUGCAAGUCGAAAUUGGGAUAAUCGAGGGUGAUGAUUUCGAAAAUGACAUUUUUUUAUCUUUACUUUUUUCCUUAAAAGACGAUUUUUGGCUCGCUGCGUCAGCCAAUACGAGGGGCCGGACAUUCAAAAAUUUUUUUUUUGAGUUUUUUGCCCUAAAAUGUUGGUAUAGGUCACAAAAACAAAUUCCCAAAAUUUUUUUGCCCAGUGAUGCCCGGAAGGUAGAAAUUUGCAUACGGUUAUAAUCGUCCUUCUGAGCUCUGCUGUUGCCGUCGCAAUAAAGACAACUUGACGAAACCGACCCCGCAUGGGUUUUGGCGGACGGCGAAUUCAAAAAUCGCAAUUUAAAGUUCGUAGGAUUACUGUAACAUACAGUUUUUGACCUUCGGUCGAUAAAAAUCGACCGUAUCUCCUUCAAAUCAAAAAUCCCACAAGAUUUUAUUGCAGAUUCGGAAUCAGCGUAAAAUUCUGGUCUAGAAACAUGUAAUUUGCAUCCUUGAUUCCGUGGCAGAUAAAUCAUGGCGCAGUGGGUUUUGACGAAAACUAGUAAUCUGACGACCCUGGUUCGAUCCCCGCUGGAGACAAAUCUUGUAAAAAAUGUGAAAAUGACAUUUAAUGGAAUUAUGAGGGUUAUAUGAGCAACGCUGAGUAUUUUUAGACAUCAAUGAAACAUGAAUUUGAGGUUAGAACAGGGUUUAUAUUAUUUUAGUCUCGGAAUCCGUGAAAAAUAAAACUGCUUCAAACGGCCUGAAAUUGAUAACACCUAUUCUAGGCCUAAUUCUUAGAAACUUUUACGUUAACUUUUUUUUUGUUAGAUUACUGUAACGUGGAUUACGGUAACAUAAAGCCCAAUUUUGUUUUUUCAUACCACAAGGCGCAGAGCCAUCGGAAUAUCACGAAGAUUGUAGGAAUGGUUAAGAACGAGUGGGUUUGCGCAUUAAUAGUUCGUUUAUGGCCGUACGUUUUAAAAUACCUGAGUUAUCUAACACAAUAUCACCAAUGGAUGGUGCGAUUAAUUCGGACUGAAAAUGAGUUAGAAUUGCAUUUUAAAUAUGAGGCAUGCCCGCUUUCUGCCGUUUGAAUAGCAUAGCCAAAAAAAUUUUUUAAUUUUGUGCGAAAAUUUUGAAGAAAUCGCCUUUAAGGAGGCCGAGCUUUUUGCUGCCGUAAUCCACGUUACAGUAAUCUAACAAAAACCAGUUAACUUAAAAGUUUCUAAGAAUUAGGCCUAGAAUAGGUGUUAUCAAUUUCAGGCCGUUUGAAGCAGUUUUAUUUUUCACGGAUUCCGAGACUAAAAUAAUAUAAACCCUGUUCUAACCUCAAAUUCAUGUUCCAUUGAUGUCUAAAAAUACUCAGCGUUGGUCAUAUAACCCUCAUAAUUCCAUUAAAUGUCAUUUUCACAUUUUUUACAAGAUUUGUCUCCAGCGGGGAUCGAACCAGGGUCGUCAGAUUACUAGUUUUCGUCAAAACCCACUGCGCCAUGAUUUAUCUGCCACGGAAUCAAGGAUGCAAAUUACAUGUUUCUAGACCAGAAUUUUACGCUGAUUCCGAAUCUGCAAUAAAAUCUUGUGGGAUUUUUGAUUUGAAGGAGAUACGGUCGAUUUUUAUCGACCGAAGGUCAAAAACUGUAUGUUACAGUAAUCCUACGAACUUUAAAUUGCGAUUUUUGAAUUCGCCGUCCGCCAAAACCCAUGCGGGGUCGGUUUCGUCAAGUUGUCUUUAUUGCGACGGCAACAGCAGAGCUCAGAAGGACGAUUAUAACCGUAUGCAAAUUUCUACCUUCCGGGCAUCACUGGGCAAAAAAAUUUUGGGAAUUUGUUUUUGUGACUUAUACCAACAUUUUAGGCCAAAAAACUCAAAAAAAAAUUUUUUGAAUGUCCCCGGCUGACGCAGCGAGCCAAAAAUCGUCUUUUAAGUAGUACUGUAAAGUAGAAAUUUUUUGAUUUUUUCUUGAUAAAUACUCGAUUUGGGGGUUUCGAUGGUGCUGCUUUCAAAUCAGAAAAAAUGAAUAAGAUUUUCGAAAUCAGCACCAUCGAAAUCCCACAAACAUAAGUAUUUGUGAAAAAAAUUCAAAAAAUUACUAUUAUACUUUACAGUACUACUAAAAGAAAAAAGUAAAGAUUGAAAAAAUGAAUGUCAUUUUCGAAAUCAGCACCCUCGAUUAUCCUAAUUUCGACAUUUCCAUCGAAGAAAAAUAAUACUUUUCGGUUUCCCCAAACGUCCUUUUCCCCGAUCGUCCCAGUUCCAUUAAAUUUUUUGGAUAAAAAUGUCUAAAACCACAUUCAACUGACAAAGUUUUGGGCGCAGAAAGAACAACUCUUUCUAAACAAUAAAUUUCGACCAGAAACAUCGCUUUUAGCAUAAAUUCAUAAACAUAAAUAACAUCACUCAUUCUGUAUGGUACAAAUCAUUACUAAUGUCAAGUGCAACAUCCUUCUAAUCCGAUUUUCUCCAUAACCGCAGUUAUUUUCAAAAACAAAAAGAUUAGACCCCACUGCAGUUUUUAAUACCAAAUUCACCCACAAUUCUACGAUCAAUCAAAAAUUCUGAUCCAAACUUUGUCAUAGCCUAACUCAAUAUCCAAAACGCAAAAACUGAUAGUCCACCGCAGUAAUUUCCUUUCCAAAUCAAAACUUUAUACCACAAACACUUCAUGGAAUCUAAAAGGAACUAAAAUGAACAUUACUCAUAUCAAGUGCACCAUCCUUCUAAUCGUCCAUCUCCGAAAUUUUAUGUCUUUGGUUUUAAAAUAAUGAAGGCUUGAAUGAUUAUCAAUAUUUUCAGCAAUGCCUGGACGCCAUUGGAAUCCGACCAAUGGGAAAGAAGCGGGCCAUCGAACUCCUCACCCAAGCCUUUGAUUUUACCCAUCCCUCGUCUGAUUAUGGAACCCCAACCAAAGCUGAUGUCUUCAAACGAAUGCAGGCUGUAGAACAAGCCAAGCAAGAGAAAUUGGCAAAGAAAAAAGCGCCGAAAAUGAAAUUCCCAGCGAAUUCAGCGACAACUUCGGUAAAUCCGACGAUUUCAUCGACGGAACCCUCGGUUGAUGAGGUUUUCACGAACCCAGCGAACGAUCGAAAGAGGGAUGUGAAUGAUUUGGCGAAGAUUUUCUUGGAUUGGCUGCGAAAAGAGGAGAAUUCGGAGGUUUAUAAUCAACUGCUCACCUUGAACACGAUUUUGUUUGUAAGUUUGGGAAAGUUUGAAAAUUUUGAUUGGAGUUUUUGGUGGGAACUUGUUGAAGAUGGAUUUUUAUGAGAGAUGGAGGACUUUUUUUUAUUUUUGAGGUGAUUGGACAGUAAAUUCGAGGGGUGAAACACGGAAUUUGGAGGGAAAGGCUUUGUGUCAUGUGUUUCUCUGAGAUCAAAGUUGUUAAAAAAAGUUGUAAAAUACGAUAGGUCUCGUGUAAAUUUUCAAACGAUAAAAUUAAUUUUGCCAUAUACAUUAUUUAUACAAAGUAGUCGACCAUUUCAGGAUGAUUUACUCUACAAAUUCGCUCCAGUAAUGUCCGAACAGCGGAUUGCGAAAAGCGCUUUCCUCAAGGUCCUGGAUCGUCUGCAUAUCACAUAUUCGGAUCGAAAACAGAAUGGACGGCAUUAUUAA